UAUGCGUCCCGGCGAGAAAGACGGUUGUACGUGGAACCAAUUCAAGGAGCUGAUCCGAGAGAAGUGUUAUCCCUCGUAUUACCGAGCAGACAUGGAGCGCCAGUUCUUGGCACUCACCCAGGGUACUCGUUCUGUUGACGAGUACGAGAGAGAGUUUACCCGUCUCGGAGCUUUUGUACCUGAUCUUGUGGGUACGGAGGCGCAGAGAGCCCAUCGAUUUACUGACGGACUUCGCCCAGCAGUCCGCCCCAACAUCGUAGGUCACGGCGUCCAGACCUACGCCCGCACAGUUGCCAUUGCACAAGAAGUCGAUGCCAGUAUCCGACGAGAAGCCGCCCAGACGUCAUUCCAGCCAGUUGCUCAGCCACCAGCCCAGCCCAAAGUUGCCCAACCAUCAACAAACAAGAAUAAAAGGAAGUUCAAAGGGGGUCCAGACGAUCGCAGAAACCGCCAAAGACAGAAAUCAAUACCAGAAUGCCCAACAUGCGGGAAAUACCAUCGUGGAGAAUGCCUCGUAGGCCAGAAUGUUUGUUUCUUUUGCCGCCAGCCAGGCCACAUCAGCCCCAACUGUCCUGAACGACUGCAACAACAACCUCAACAACGUCAACCACUACAGCAACUUAAACAACAACAGCCCAGGCAGCAGCCACCACGACCCCAGCAACAGCCACGCGGCAAACAGCAAGCCCACGUCUUUGCAGUUGACCAGAGGGAGGCCGACCAGCACCCAGGUACCAUGUCCGGGAUGAUUAUUCUUAAUGAUGUGCCUGUCUAUGCCUUAUUUGAUACCGGAGCGACCCAUUCUUUUAUAUCACGUCGAUGUCUUGAAGCUAUUGGGGUUCGUUCCACUACCGCUGUCGAUCCUCUCGAGGUGAGUUUAGCCUCGGGACGAAAGAUAGUGACUGACGCUAGAUCCACCGAUCACAGCCUUUCCAUCGGCGGCCGUAUUCUGAUUACUGAUGCUUAUGUUAUCGAGAUGAGGGAUUUUGAACUCAUACUAGGUAUGGAUUGGCUAACACGUUUUCACGCAGAUAUCCGAUGUCACGACCGGGAGAUUACUCUUUAUCUUCCGGGAGAUGAUCAGAUCACUUAUUACGGCUCCAGGACUCGUACUCUACCCCAUGUUAUUUCUAUGGCGAAAGCCAGAAAGAUCCUUCGACGGG
This is a messenger RNA of Striga hermonthica, 1163 nucleotides long. The record is from the annotation of a GenBank genome assembly. NCBI's taxonomy places the organism in Eukaryota, Viridiplantae, Streptophyta, Magnoliopsida, Lamiales, Orobanchaceae.